AUGUUAAUUGAUGAUGAUUCUUUAUAUUUAUACAAUUUAACAUUACAAGCACCAUCAUAUUAUUUAAAAUCAAUAGUUGGUUGCUUUAUUCAAGAUAAAAAUGAGAUACUAUCACAACAGCAAAUCAUUUUAGUCUCAUCAAAUCAUUUAAAAUUAAUUUUACCAAAUUCAGAAACAGGUAAAUUGGAAAUCAAAUCAUCUCAGAACUUAAUUGGUGUAAUUAAUCAAGUUGAGAAAAUCACAAUUAACAAACUAGAUUAUCUUGUAAUAGCUUCAGACUCAGGAAAUUUAUCAAUUUUAAAAUUUAACCCUGCCCAAAAUAAGUUUGUUGCCAUUUCUCAAAUUGGUUAUACGAAAAGUGGAUGGAAUAAAACCUACCCUGGCGAAUAUCUACUGAUUGAUCCUCAAAAUAGAUGUGUUUUAAUUGGAGCUAUUGAAAAGAAUAAAUUAAUGUAUCGACUCGAUAAUAUAGAUGAAGAUGGUAGUAUAAAUCUAAGUGAUCCUCUAGAAGCAAAUACUAAAAACUUAUACACACUCAAAUUAGUUUCAUUGGAUACCGAUUAUGGAAAUCCAUUAUUUAUAGCCUUAGAAAUUAAUGAAUUUGACGAUUUAUUAUUAAAUUAUUAUGAGUUAGAUAUGGGUUUAAAUCAUAUAGUACGUAAAAAAUCAACAAAAGUGGAAGAGCCAUAUAAAGAUUUAAAUUAUAUAAUACCAUUACCUAGUUACAUUGAAGGUAUAUUUACAUUUGGAAAAAAUUGGUGCUGCUUUCAAAAAUUUAAUAAUGGUGAAAACAUUUAUUUACCACUUCCAAAAAGACUGAAAUCUCAAGAUUCAAUUAUUAUAUCUCAUGUAAGUCAUAUAAUGAAAAGAAAGACUAAAGAAGAUUUUUUCAUACUUGUUCAAAAUACAUUUGGUGAUUUAUUCAAAAUUAUGAUUGAUUAUGAUUUCGACCGUGAAAUAAUUAAGAAUAUCAAGCUUACAUAUUUUGAUACUAUUCAACCAUGUAUAAAUUUGAAUAUUUUAAAAAGUGGAUUCCUAUUUGCUAAUGUAUUGAAUAACGAUAAAUUGUUUUAUCAAUUUGAAAAAUUGGGAGAUGAAGAAAAUGAAAAUGAUUUGAUUAUAAAUCUGAUUGACUAUUCAGAAGAGAAAAUACGAGAUUGUAAUUUAAUUUUCCAAUUAAAAGGACUAGAUAACUUAGCAUUAAUUGAUAUAUUUGAAUCCUUGAAUCCUAUUAUAGAUAUAAAAUUGAUUGAUAAUAACCUAACUACAAUUUGUUCCCAUUCAUAUUUGAAAAAAUUAUUACAUGGUCAACCAACAACAAUCCUAGUUGAAAGUCCAUUACCUAUAACACCAACAGAUAUUUUCACUACUAAGUUAACAAAAGAUUCAGCUAAUGAUGAAUGGUUAAUUAUAUCAUCAGUGUUAUCUAAUCAAACGUUAAUUUUAUCCAUAGGUGAAGUUGUUCAAGAUGUUGAAGAUUCAAAUUUUAUAUUAGAUCAACCUACUAUUCAAGUUCAACAAGUUGGUGAAUCAUCAUUAAUUCAAAUUUAUUCAAAUGGGAUAAGACAUAUAAACAAAAAUAAGAAGAUUACUAAUUGGUACCCACCAGCAGGUAUCGCAAUCACAAAAGCAACUACAAAUAAUCAACAAGUGUUAAUCGCAUUAAGUAAUUUGGAAUUGGUCUAUUUUGAAACUGAUAUCGAUGAUCAGUUAAUUGAAUAUCAAGAUAAAUUGGAAAUUCAAUCUCUGAUAAUAUCAAUAGCAAUUAAAAGUGAUACCAAGAGUGAUUACGCUAUAAUUGGAUGUUCAGAUGAGACAAUACAAGUGGUGUCAUUAAAACCUUCAAAUUGUUUAUCAAUACAAUCGUUACAAGCAUUAUCUUCAAAUGCAAGUUCAAUAAUAAUUACAUCAAAUGGAUUUAAAAAUUAUGUUCAUAUAGGUAUGGAAAAUGGUGUUUAUGUAAGAACUGAAAUCGAUUUAUCUGGAAAAUUAUUAGAUUCAAGGAUUAAAUAUUUAGGUUCCAAGCCAAUAAAAUUAAGUAAGAUUCAAUUAAAUGAGGAGAUAAAACAAGGUGUGUUGGCAAUUAGUUCAAAACCAUGGAUAGUAUAUAAUUAUCAGAAUAAUUUUAAAAUAAUACCAUUACUAAAUAUAAGUAAUAUAACUCAGGGUUUAUCAUUUAUUAGUGAAGAUAUUGGAGGUGAAGGUAUCGUUGGAUUUUAUGGUAACAAUUUAACUAUAUUUUCAAUAGGUAAAGAAGAUUCAGAAUUUGAUCCAAAUCAAGAAUUUUUAAUUGAGAAAUUGAAAUUAAGAUAUCAACCAAAGAAAUUAUUAACUCAUGGUAAAAAAUUAAUAAUUGCUGAAUCUGAAUAUAAUGUUAAACCAAUUCAUGAACCAAAUUUAACUAAUAAAAAAGAACCUACAAUUGAUCAAGAUUAUUAUGAUGCAUUUGGUUAUGAAGAAGUUUUAAAUUCUUGGAGUUCGUGUUUACAGAUUAUUGAAAGUGACAACAUUGUACAAAAUAUUCAAUUUCAAUCAAAUGAAUAUAUUACAAAUGUUGCCAAAGCUUUAUUUGGUAAUAAAAAUUAUUUAAUUGUUGGGAUUACCACUGAUCAAACUUUUUUACCAAAUAGUCAUAAAUCAUCAUAUUUAUUAACUUUUAGAUUUGAUAAGAAAAAGAAUAAUUUACAAUAUUUACACAAGACUGAUUUAGAUAUUUAUCCUCAUGUCAUUGAAUCAUUUAAUAAUAAAUUAUUAAUUGGUGAUAAAAAUAUUAUUAAUUUAUAUGAAUUGGGAACUAAACAAUUUCUUCGAAAAUCACAAACAAAUUUUAACUUUAUAAAUAAUAUAAAUAAAGUUUUGGUACAUGAUUCAAGAGUUUGGAUCUGUGAUUCCAAUUUAUUUAUAACGUUAUGUAAAUUUGAUGAAGUUGAAAAUAAAUUUAUUGCCUUUGCUAAAGAUUUAGUUAAACGACAAGUAACUACAAUUAUAAAUUUAGAUUUCGAUACAAUUUUAAUUGGGGAUAAAUUUGGUUCUAUUUCAAUAAUCAGAAUCGAUAAAAAUAUUUCAAAUCAAUCUAUAAAUGAUUGGACAAUAUUAAAACAACAAUCAAAAAAUAACAUAUUUCCAAUUUAUAAAUUAUCCAAUUUUGGUGAAUUUUAUAUACCUGAUAUAAUAACUUGCUUUAAUAAAGGUUCAUUAAUCAAUUCAAAUCAAGAAUGUAUUAUAUAUAGUGGUGUACAAGGUACCAUUGGUUUUUUAUUACCUUUAUUAACUAAAUCGGAAAUUGAACUACUUUCAAAUUUACAAAUUGAAUUGGGAUCAUAUGUGAGUAACGAAUUAGGUAAAGAUUUUUUCAAAUAUAGAAGUUAUUAUAAUCCAAUUAAGAAUAUAAUUGAUGGAGAUUAUAUUGAGAAAUUUUUAAGUUUGAAAAAUGAUGAAAAAGUUAAGAUUGGUAAAAAAUUGAAAAAAUCAUCAAAUGAAAUUGAGAAAAAGUUAAUAGAUUUAAGAAAUAGAUGUAUUUGA
Insectozyma verbasci is the source of this 3522-nucleotide messenger RNA. Lineage: Eukaryota; Fungi; Ascomycota; Pichiomycetes; Serinales; Debaryomycetaceae. The record is from the annotation of a GenBank genome assembly.